Messenger RNA from Trichogramma pretiosum, 759 nucleotides. RefSeq names its product histidine-rich glycoprotein-like. The record is from RefSeq and is a predicted model, not a curated record. The transcript has a single exon. The coding region runs from base 1 to 759 and encodes 252 amino acids. NCBI's taxonomy places the organism in Eukaryota, Metazoa, Arthropoda, Insecta, Hymenoptera, Trichogrammatidae.
AUGAGGCUCCGAACGAGCUUGUUGCUCUUGGGUCUGGGUCUGCUCCUGGGCCUGGUGAACUCUCGAGGUCUGUCGACCUUCUCCGGCCCGGCAGCGAUACACGAUCUAGAACCCGCGGCUUCUCACCACCACAAGGGCCACCACCACGAGGAGGGCGGCAGCGGCGAGUCCCACGAGGACCAUCACCACGAGCACGGCGACAAGGGCCACAAGGGCUACAAGAACCAUCACGAGCACCACAAGGGCGAGAAGGGCCACCACGACAAGGAGGGCCACCAUCACCACUACGACGAGGAGGACGGCCACAAGAAGCAUCAUCAUCACGACGAUGGCUACCACAAGGAGCACCACAAGGGUGAGAAAGGCGAGAAGGGCCACAAGUUCCACGAGAAGGGACACUUCGGCAAAGGCCACAGCACCAAGGGCCAUCACGAGGUGCACAAACUAGACGAGUUCAAGAAGGACAAGGACUUUUACGACGAGCAUCACGAUCACGGACAUCACGAGGAUCACGGCGGACACCAUCACGAGCAUCAUCACAAGAAGGGCGGACACCACAAGAAGGGCCACCAUCACAAGGGCCACCACGAGGGCCAUCACGGCAAGAAGGGCCACCACGAGAAGGGACACCAUCAUCACGAUCACAAGGGUCAUAAAAAGGAGGGAGGACAUCACGACCAUCAUCAUCAUCAUCACAGCUACGGCAAGAAGGGCGGCCACGACGACCACAAGCACUGGCAUCACAAAAAGGGACAUUGA